AUGACCAUCGUCAACGUGGGUGCUUCGGAGAAGGACGACGUUCCUGUGGGAGCGAAAGUCAGAGUGAACAAAUCGGUCGUAGUGUAUCACGUGCCGAAAACCAAAGGGGCGGCGACUGAUUUAAACGGUAUGGAGGGAGAAGUUGCACAGAGAGCGGAUGAUCUCGACGGCACGUACAUUUCAGCCAAUCUUCCGGUGAAAGUUGCUUUGCCGAAUCCGGAUGGAAGUGGCAAAACGUUCUUGGUACACGUGACAGCAGACGAGAUCGAAAUCCUGUAA
Bathycoccus prasinos is the source of this 279-nucleotide messenger RNA. RefSeq lists its product with no specific name. Gene Ontology annotation, biological process: photosynthesis. The record is from RefSeq and is a predicted model, not a curated record. Bases 1 to 279 code for a protein of 92 amino acids. The transcript has a single exon. Lineage: Eukaryota; Viridiplantae; Chlorophyta; Mamiellophyceae; Mamiellales; Bathycoccaceae.